UAGUAGGGAUCAUGGCUGCUGUGGCUCCAUUGUCCCUUGCUGGUGUGAUGCUGGAGACUCGAGUGACUUGACUCAGCAGCUGCAUGCUGUUGUCGCAUUUCUGAACGUUACCCAUAACCCUACCAUUCGAUCCUUACAGUUAGUAUGCACAUCAGCAAACCCCUUGCAUCUGGCUUGACCUAUUCUCUUGGUCGUUCGUUGUACAUUCCUUUGACUAGUCGAUGUAAUACUUUGACGCUGCCACAGACCAGAGGACCCCAUUUCCUUUUGCCAGCAGAAGUGGUUUCGGCAUUGUGUCGUGUUCGGGAUGCCGAGAGUCAAAAGGAACAGUGGAAGCACUGGUGUAUGUACUUGGAUACCUCAGAAACACCACAAUUGCUGCCCAAAGCAGAGGAGCCUGUGGCAGCGCUAAAAGGUCAAACUGAAGAAAUCACGGAUAGUGACGAUGGUUUACAACCAAGCGUCAACGAGCUCUUUAUGGAUGCACAAGAGCAUAUCAGUCAGCAAGAAUAUCAAUCCGUGGUAUUUGCCGGGGAAGGGGAACCCACGCUUCGGCCGAUUGCACUGGUAGCCCUGGCCAAAAAACUCAAGAAGAUCCAAUCGCCACCUCUUCGCCUGACUACGAAUGGUCUAAUGUCCAAUGAUCCCAUGAGAAGCCACGUGCUGCAAUCUAAUGCGAUUUCUUCCGUCAGUGUGGCUCUCAUGACACAUGACCCACAUCAAUACGACGAGUUGAUGAAACCGGUAAUUCCGGACGAUGCCAGUAUCACGCGGUCCCAUGAACGAGUUUGCCAAUUUAUUCAGGAAGCUUUGACGGCAGGCCUGGCCGUGGAGGUAACAGCUGUUGAACACCCGGAUGUAGACAAACAUCGGACAGAACAAUAUGCCGCAUCUCUAGGGGUUACAGAACCAAUUCGGUGGCGCAGCUAUUUUCCAUAA
This is a messenger RNA of Seminavis robusta, 939 nucleotides long. Lineage: Eukaryota; Bacillariophyta; Bacillariophyceae; Naviculales; Naviculaceae. The record is from the annotation of a GenBank genome assembly.